Enterobius vermicularis (human pinworm) is the source of this 1440-nucleotide messenger RNA. NCBI's taxonomy places the organism in Eukaryota, Metazoa, Nematoda, Chromadorea, Rhabditida, Oxyuridae. The record is from the annotation of a GenBank genome assembly.
AUGCAACCAGUUGGUUCACUGACAUCGCGAACUCUGACAACAUCGCAACAGUCUUUUCAACAGUUCAACGAGUUCACACCGAUGCUACAAAGUUGUCGUGAAAGUGCCACAUCGUUACCAGCGUUAUCCGGUCGAUCAAACUUUAUGCGUGCCGGCAGUUGGCCUAAAUCUGAAUAUGAGGCGGAAGUCGCGUCACCACUAUGGCAACAAUCUGGAGCCACAAAAGAGGUCAAAGGAAAAUAUGUGAAACAGUCGUUUAGAUCUUCAAAAACGGGUGUACGAGGGACACGAAGUUUCAGAGACAAAAAAUUUUUAAGAAGAUCUCAACAACGCUGGGGAGCUACAGAAUCGCCGACUGUUAAGCGUUCAUCUUCGACACGCGAAGAAAACUGGGAUCGAGCCAAAAGAAUUAUUGGAAGCUCCAGAAGGUCUUCAGAACGAUCAUCUACUACACUGCAGUCUAGAUCUCUAGACAGACUAGUAACUCUGCAGUCAAAUAGCUAUCUUAACCAGACGUCAAAAGAAGGGCUAGAACAUGAAGGAGCUUUUACGUCUGGCGAAAGAAUAUCGCGGCUUGACCUGUCUAUUAACGUCGAAAAUAAUGGUCAGCCAAGUACUUCAAAUGUUGAAGAAAAGACUAGUCCAAUACCGGGAUUAGUGAAACUUCCAAGAGAAAAGUUUAACCUUAAAAAAGAAAGCCAUUCUUUUGCAAAAAAUCUUAGAAGACUUAUUACUGGUUCAUACUCGAAAUAUGACGGGGAAAAAAAUACACAUAGCUAUAUUCCACGCAGUAAAGAAUCAGACUCACAACCUCAUGGUCUUGAGGCAGCAAUUGAUAAGGGUCGAGCACGAUUUAUCGAAGCCCAACGAAGAGGUUGCGGACUACAAGCGAGCGGCGACAGUCUUUGUCGUAACGAACAUAGAAUGCAGCAUUCUUCUGCGUCAACAACCGAUACUUUUAGACGAAAUAUGGACUCAGAUGCAUCAUCUCGUACUCCAAGACGACAUACAGUCAGCUGCCGAACUGAGGAUCUACAGGACUCUCAACCAGAAUCUUGUCCUUCUUUGUCAAGCCCUGUAGAGCCGGACAUAAAACUUCUUCCUCCACCAAUUCCUGAAAGAACCUACAAAAAAAGAUUAAAACCCGACGAAAUUGGUACGACUCGCCGAGAUCCUGAAACUUCAAUGAACCAAAAAGUUGCAGGAAAGUUGUCAACUACUGAACCAACAACAUCGUAUAUGAUGGUUAAUGAAGCGGCAGAUGAGUUUCUUGGUAAAUUAAACCAGGAAUCUGCAAUGUCGGCGUUCGCCUUACCCUACGAUGAGAUUCGACCACAACGUCGAACUUUUGGGCUCCAUUUUUAUAAAAAGAACUGCCAUGGUGAUCCGCCAUCAACUCGACGAAGUAAAGGGUCAAUCAUCAAACGAGUCUUUUUUUAG